Messenger RNA from Odobenus rosmarus divergens (Pacific walrus), 2891 nucleotides. It is a transcript of the gene NOC3L, whose product is annotated as nucleolar complex associated 3 homolog (S. cerevisiae). Lineage: Eukaryota; Metazoa; Chordata; Mammalia; Carnivora; Odobenidae. The record is from RefSeq and is a predicted model, not a curated record. Gene Ontology annotation, cellular component: nucleolus. Gene Ontology annotation, biological process: DNA replication initiation. The transcript has 21 exons. Gene Ontology annotation, molecular function: chromatin binding. Bases 78 to 2477 code for a protein of 799 amino acids.
UUAAUUGCCGACUCGCGAUUCCUGGAUUAACUCUAUCCCUGGUGAAAGUGUGGGGUCGGGACUCUUCAUAUUUAAGGAUGAAGGCGAGAAGAAAUAAAAAACAGAUCCCCAGCUUUCGGAAGUUACUAAAAACUAGUAAAGUCAAACUUGAAAACAAGCUAAAAAAUAAGCAAUUUAAACAACAAAGCACUCUCAAGAAGUACCGAAAAGAACAGAGGAAACUAAGGCAAGCUGUAAAAGAUGCUGUGUCUAAGAAACCGAUCCCACUGGAGGACCCAAAGGAAAAACGACCAGGUAAAAGGAUUGAGCGGGAAGAGGAGGAAGAAGAGGAAGCCCUUCCUUUGGAUAUGAUGGAUGAAGAUGACUUGCAGUUAAUGAGAGACUUAGGACAAAGAGCGUCUUUUCUAACGAGAGAUCUUUCUUCUAGUGAACCUGUUCACGCCAAGAAACGAAAGCAUGAGCGUGUUAUAGAUAAAUAUGAAAAAAUACCAAGAACUCUGCAAACUACACCAGAGAAGGAACUGAUUCACUUACUUCCUAUCAAGGAUAAAAGUGGUAUAAUCCCACGGACCAGGGAGAAGCCAGUUACAGACAGUAACCAAGAUGAAGAGGAUCAAGAAGAGCUGGAACUUGAGGAAGAGAUCGUUGAAGAUCCCAUUCGAGAGCUGACAUUAGAAGAACAUUUGAUUGAGAGAAGGAAGAAAUUACAGGAGAAGAAAAUGCAUAUUGCAGCCUUGGCAUCUGCCAUAUUAUCAGACCCAGAAAGUAACAUUAAAAAAUUGAAAGAACUGCGUUCCAUGCUGAUGGAACAGGAUCCUGAUGUGGCUGUUACUGUUCGAAAGCUGGUGAUAAUUUCCCUGCUGGAGUUAUUUAAAGACAUUACUCCUUCAUACAAAAUACGACCCCUCACAGAAGCAGAAAAAUCUACCAAGAUCCGCAAAGAAACCCAGAAGUUAAGAGAAUUUGAAGAAGGCCUGGUUAGCCAAUAUAAAUUUUAUUUGGAAAAUCUGGAGCAAGUGGUUAAAGACUGGAAGCAAAGGAAACUGAAGAAAAGUAAUGUAGUUUCCUUAAAGGCCUACAAAGGACUGGCGGAAGUGGCUGUGAGGAGCCUGUGUGAGCUGUUGGUGGCACUACCUCAUUUCAACUUUCACAACAACAUCAUUGUGUUGAUCGUCCCUCUCAUGAAUGACGUGUCAAAAUCGAUAUCUGAAAUGUGUUGUGAGGCAGUGAAGAAACUGUUUAAACAAGAUAAAUUAGGCCAAGCUUCCCUUGGUGUGAUUAAAGUGAUUUCUGGUUUUGUGAAGGGCAGAAAUUACGAAGUUAGGCCAGAGAUGUUAAAGACAUUCUUGUGCUUAAGAAUCAAAGAAGUGGAAGUGAAAAAAGAUACAGAGGACAUUAAUAAACCAAAAAAGUUCAUGACUUUCAAGGAAAAGAGAAAAACUCUAUCAAGAAUGCAGAGAAAGUGGAAGAAAGCAGAAGAGAAACUAGAGCGAGAGCUACUGGAGGCAGAAGCUUCAGAGAGCACGGAGAGAAAACUUAAACUGCACACGGAGACUUUGAAUAUUGUGUUUGUGACCUACUUCAGAAUAUUGAAGAAGGCCCAGAGGUCACCUCUCCUGCCAUCAGUUCUAGAAGGCCUUGCCAAGUUUGCUCACCUUAUAAAUGUGGAGUUUUUUGAUGAUUUAUUAGUAGUACUGCAUACUCUCAUCGAAUCUGGUGACCUGAGCUAUCGAGAAAGCCUUCACUGCGUCCAGACUGCUUUUCAUAUUCUUUCUGGGCAAGGUGAUGUUCUGAAUAUUGAUCCGAUGAAAUUCUAUACACAUCUGUAUAAAACACUGUUCAAGUUACAUGCAGGUGCUACCAAUGAAGGUGUCGAGAUUCUGCUCCAGUGCCUUGAUGUCAUGCUAACUAAGCGCAGGAAGCAGGUUUCUCAGCAGAGAGCCCUUGCUUUCAUCAAGCGUCUUUGUACCCUUGCUCUUCACGUUCUUCCAAAUUCAAGCAUUGGCAUUUUAGGAACUAACAGAAUAUUAAUGCACACUUUCCCAAAAACAGAUCUGUUGCUUGACAAUGAGUCUCAGGGAAGUGGGGUUUUCCUUCCUGAGCUGGAUGAACCCGAGUACUGUAAUGCUCAGAACACUGCGCUUUGGGAAUUACAUGCACUACGGAGACAUUACCAUCCCGUCGUGCAGAGAUUUGCGGCUCACCUGAUCGCUGGAGCCCCCUCUGAAGGCUCAGAAGCACUCAAACCGGAGUUGAGCCGGAGAUCUGCUGCAGAACUUUUUGAGACAUACAGCAUGGCUGCAAUGACAUUCAAUCCUCCUGUUAAGUCUUCAAGUUCCAAAAGGAAGAGUGAAGUUUUACAAGGGGAUUCAUUUUUGAAUGAAGAUUUAAAUCAACUAAUCAAAAGACAUUGCAGUGAAGUAGCUACUCACUUGCCUCUGGAUUUCCUCAAGUAUUUGAAAACAUCACUACGGUAGUAGAAGAAGGAGGAGUCGGUGGACUUUCUCUUAUAUUUGUUUAGAUGCACAUAGAGACCCACUGUUAAUUUAGGACAUUCUCUUUUUAUACAAGGGAAGCUUCCUAAGAAAAUUAACAGCGGAGGAAGAAUUACGCUUUGCAUGGCACAGGGUUCUGCCCCAAUUCUGAAAUUGUCAUUAAGAAAGGAGAAUUGAAAACCACCUACCCCCAUAUUUGGAAGUUUCUUAAUGACAUUGCCUUUUUAAAACUAACAUAUCUUGGGAUGCCUGGGUGGCUCAGUUGGUUGAGUAUCCAACUCUGGAUUUUGGCUCAGGUCAUGAUUUCAGGGUCGUGAGACUGAGCCCCACGUCGGGCUCUGUGCUAGGUGUGGAGCCUGCCUAAGAUUCUCUCUCCCCCUCUGCCCCAAGCCCCUG